AUGCUUAAUUUGUAUCAUAAAAGCAAGUAUGUGAUAGAGAAUGGUAGCAUCAACACUUUUUUGAAUAUGCCGGAUGAUGGUUUGUUUGUUGAGGAAAAGUUGUCAUAUGAGGGAUUGAUUAAUUUGGAAGAUAUCACUCAAGAAGAAAGAGAAGCGAGUUUGGAAAACGUGUUAUUUGGUGGUUUUCCUAGGGGGGAACGUGCUAGUACUUCUCAAAAUCGUGAUGAAGAGAGACCUUUAUUUGCACAAGAUGACUACCGGGAAGAGUCAGAUUCCGACUACAUAGCUCCAAAUGAAAGCGAAGAACACUGUGAUGUCUCCGGAGAGAAUGAUUUUGAAGAAAGUGAUGAUGAAAGGUUGGAAAAUGAGGAAAGGGAUUAUAAUCCAUUGCCUCGACGCCAUGUAUAUAGUAAGAUGGGGAAAUGGGAUGCCUCAUGUGUGGACAAGGAUGAGUUAGCUCUUAAGAUGUGGGAUGAGACGCCAGAACAAUUGUCUGCGAGAAAUUGCAUGACACCGACCCCUCCUGAGUUAUAG
Messenger RNA from Oldenlandia corymbosa var. corymbosa, 534 nucleotides. NCBI's taxonomy places the organism in Eukaryota, Viridiplantae, Streptophyta, Magnoliopsida, Gentianales, Rubiaceae. The record is from the annotation of a GenBank genome assembly.